AUGCUUCAGGGGCUUACAAGUCUCGCUGAACUGGAUCUUUCGGGAAAUCGGAUCUCUUCACUGACAACUGGGGUCUUCGAUUUGACCCCUGACUUGCGUGAAUUGUCACUGAAUGACAAUGGCAUAGCCAGCAUCGAGGAUGGAACAUUUGCGAAGCUGACAUCGCUGAAGAAGUUGAGUCUCAGCGGGAAUCAGAUCAACACCAUUACCAAAAACAUGUUCAAAGGACUCGACUCCCUGGAAGUGCUAAACUUGCAGAACAACAAAAUUACUAGCAUUGACUGGUCGGCUUUUGCGAAUCUAAAGCAGCUGAGGACUCUUGAUCUCGGAACCAACCAUGCUAGCAAUGUAAGAAUCAAUUUUCAUCUUCCAUCACUGAUACUUCUCUCACUGGAUCGAAACUCGAUCUCGGAAAUUGCUGACGGAGAUCUUUCCGGACUGGCGAGAAGUACGCGAUUGGAAAGUCUAACCAUUGCAGCGAAUAACAUCAGUCAGAUAUCGCAACGUGCGCUCUCUCCCGUGCAACAUCUCAAUGUAUUGGCAAUGCAGAACAAUCAGUUGACAUCCUUGACGAAAGAUGGACAAUCCUAUCUUCGUCCGCUUCGUCGUCUUACAACAUUACUGCUAUCCGGCAAUCAGCUUCGCUCAAUCGGUGAGCACGAUCUACCGCGGACACUUACAGUUCUAGCCGCCGAUCACAACCUUCUCGAGAAGAUUGACGUCAAAGCAUUCGAGGGGAUGUCCUUGCAUAAGCUGUUCAUUAAUAACAACAAACUGCCAUUCCUGCAUCGGCACACCUUCGACUCGAUCUCCUUUGACACGCUUGAGGCUAUCGACAUCACUUGUGAGUUAGCUAUUCAAGCUUCGAAAAACAUAAAGGGGCGUAGAAGAGUGACAGGAGGGGAAAGCGGGAGGGGUGGCAAAGUGGAAAAGGUACCAGUGAUUCUUUUAUGA
Molecule: messenger RNA, 954 nt
Organism: Cylicostephanus goldi
Lineage: Eukaryota; Metazoa; Nematoda; Chromadorea; Rhabditida; Strongylidae
Source: the annotation of a GenBank genome assembly